CAAUAAUUGAAAUCAUCAAAUAUUUUUUUCUUCAAUCAUCUUAUGGUUUAUUUAAAUAAAAAUUAUACAAAAAUCAAUUUAACAAACUCCAACCCCACGGCCAGCCGUCCGCCGUCGUCAACGUCGUUAUUGUCGACGAAUUGGAAACGCUGCUGCUGCUGUUGUUGAAGGAGAACACACAAAAAAAAUUGUUGGCUUUAUUUCACUUUUGUGUGUCCUUUUUGUUCUUCAGUUCUUUUUGUUAAUUUAUUAAUGGCAUCACCAUACUUCCAUAAACUUAACGAUUUUUAGCCAUUUUUUGCGCUGAAUUGUGUGUUAAAAUAAAAAUCAUCAAGUCCAGUUUGUGAUAUACUCUGCCAGGACAUAAUUUAUUUGAACAAUUAAACGAAUACAUGUGGAAGUGAUUUGAAGAAACACAGUAUAAAACCAUCUUCACAAUCAUCUGAACAUCAAUGCAUACAUCACUAUUACAGAUCUCAAGUAAAUAAUCAUUCAUUUUAUAAGUAACUACCAUUGCUCAUCCCGGGAACAGAACAUACCCAGUAUCGCAAUAUUAAAACUUGUGAUUAACUAACCCUGGCUUAAAAGCAAUCUUUUGCGUGAAGCAGAAGAUGACUGAAAAAAUGGCGUCCGCACAUUCACAAGAAUUCUGUGUACGGUGGAACAGUCACUUGGGAAGUUUGGGAGCAGCAUUUCCUCAGCUCCUUGCUGGCCAAAGAUUCGUUGAUGUUACAUUGGCCUGUGAAGGCCAUCAGCUGCACUGUCAUCGGCUGGUUUUGGCUGCAUGUUCCUCAUAUUUUGAAAGCAUUCUGGCAGAAAAUCCUUGCAAACAUCCCGUAAUAAUCUUGCCAAGGGACAUUAAACUGUGGGAGAUUCAGGCUUUGGUUGAUUUUAUGUACAAAGGCGAAGUUAAUGUUACACAGGCCGGUUUGCCAAAUCUACUGAAAUGUGCCGAAUCUCUACGCAUUCGAGGGCUUUACGGAUCUGAUGCAGCCCUCAAUCUCAAUCAAUUAAGACAGAUGGCCAAAGCAGCUCGAACAGCUAGUGCGACUGGUGUGUCUGCAAAUGCAUCACAACAGCAGCAAUCAUCGGCGACAAUGGAAAACACAGAAUGUACUGAAGAACUACAAAGCACAGAGUUUACAGAACAAACAAAAAUUAAUUCCAUACCACAAGACUCGACAGCCUCAAACUCUAACGGCCCAUUAGAUGUCAAUCCUAGUACACACGAAAGCCAAGAACAAGUAGCUCCUAACGUUAAUGAUCUUCCUGUAGCAUCCAACUGCAGUACAGCAACUACCAGCAGCUGUAGCAGUAGCAACACCAGCACUGUCACCGCAUCAGUAUCUAAUCAAACGAUAGCACUCAAUGUCGUCGAACAGGCGAAUUUUAUGAACCAAUCGAACAUCAUGAAAACCGAAAGUGUCGCUACAGAACCCUUCGAUGACUCAACCAUCGCUUACGACAAUUUUGAAGAUUAUCCCAAGCCCGAAGAUGAUGCUUAUCCAUCGGUAAAUGACGAAGACAGUUUUGCAGGCGACAACGAUGAGAGUAUGAUGAUGCAAAUGAACAUGGACAGCCCUAAUAACUCGUACAAACGUGUCCGAAGAUCUGAAGCGUCUCUUGCUCAAGCUGCCAAGUGUGUUUCGAAAGGCCAAACAUUCCAGACUGUCAGCAAUAUGUUCAACAUCCCAGUAUCCACUAUUCGUUUUUACAUGGCAAGAAAAGGCAUCCUUCCAAAAAGAAAACGCGGACGUGGAUCAUCUAACAGCGCCGUCAUGACAGGUGCCGUAAUGACUCAUGCUCUCGAUCAUAUUAAGCGUUCAUCCAGUCCUCCAAUGGAACCACCGUUCCAGUUUGUUGGCUACAAAUUACCAGCGCAUAAACCAAAUCUAAUCUAGUUUAAGUAAAAAUACAAUCAUCUGUUUAAAGAACAAAAUGAAUCGCCUUCCUGUUCAACUAAAAUCCGCCAUCAGGAUAAUCCCAACAACAAAUUCUACUAACAACUUUUCUACAACUACUUAUUUCAAUGACAAAGCAACCAACAAUCGUC
This is a messenger RNA of Eupeodes corollae, 2053 nucleotides long. Its product is annotated as longitudinals lacking protein, isoforms H/M/V. The transcript is spliced from 3 exons. Gene Ontology annotation, cellular component: nucleus. The record is from RefSeq and is a predicted model, not a curated record. The coding region runs from base 612 to 1901 and encodes 429 amino acids. Gene Ontology annotation, biological process: rRNA processing; regulation of transcription by RNA polymerase II. Gene Ontology annotation, molecular function: protein binding; DNA binding. NCBI's taxonomy places the organism in Eukaryota, Metazoa, Arthropoda, Insecta, Diptera, Syrphidae.